GAGACCAGACCCAGGAUGGCAAGCAUGUUCUUGUCCUACCUGCUAGGAGUCUGGCUGCUGCUGGCACAGUUUCCAAUGGAGACCACUGCCAAUUCACUGAGCCGACGAGUGUUCAAACAUUUUUGUGCCGUAGGUUUUAGUCGCUUUGAAUUAGCAUGCAGGUCAGGCUGGCAGAGAGACUCAAGUAUCCACGAGGAAGUGACACUGCAAGAAGGAUCACUAUCAGACAUCCCUGCGGUCUUCAGCUACAGAGAUGUACAAGCCUUAAAAACAUUGUCAGAGUCCAAUCCUGAUUUUCCACAGGACCUGAAGGCAGCAUUUUCUGACAGUUGGUCAGUAUUGAGAAACCUACAACAUUCAAAAGACCGGGGGCAUUUUCUCCAUUUGUUCGCCAGAAUUUGCUGUUAUCUUAACUGUGCAAAGAAUGUUAAGUAUCACGCUUGUGGUAACAAUGGCAAUCAUUUUGGUAUGUAAUCUUGAUUUGCAUUCUCAAUUA
Messenger RNA from Sciurus carolinensis (gray squirrel), 496 nucleotides. It is a transcript of the gene Insl4, whose product is annotated as insulin like 4. The transcript is spliced from 2 exons. Gene Ontology annotation, cellular component: extracellular region. Gene Ontology annotation, molecular function: hormone activity. NCBI's taxonomy places the organism in Eukaryota, Metazoa, Chordata, Mammalia, Rodentia, Sciuridae. Bases 16 to 474 code for a protein of 152 amino acids. The record is from RefSeq and is a predicted model, not a curated record.